AAGCGUUGCACCCAUUUACUUAAAUUAUGAAGAUUGGCUGGAGGAAAACAUAUUGAGUCUCAGGUCCGACAACUGCUCAACUGGUACAAGGCUGACGGCAGUCUGUUAUAAGAAGAAAAAAAAUGCACUGAUGACUGGAUCUGGCCCCAAACCCUGUCGAAUAAUGAUCAGAGAAAUUGUCAUAGUGUGCCAUCCUGUCUCUGUGUGUGUACCUGUGAACCAUAAGGUGACACUGAGUGUCCGCGCUGAGGGCACAGGCAUCCUCCACUACCAGUGGUUCAGUGAUGAUGAAAAGGAGGUGUGUGGUGGCACUGGAGCAGACUUGACAUUCACAGCUAAAAAAAGUCAGCUCUAUGUCUGUCGAGUGAAUGACCACUUUUGUAACUGCGUGUUCAGCGAGUGGGUGAAAGUGAAGGUGUUGGACAUUGAUAAAUCAGGUUUGCCAGUACACUGGCAGGGUGAGCCACACAUUGCUAUUAACCCUAAACCCCAGACAGUCCGACAAGGUACAAAACUUACUCUCCACUGCGCUGCCUUUGGAAUCCCCACGCCACACUAUCAGUGGUACAGAAAUGGACAGCCGCUACUGGACCAGACUAGUGGCACACUGCAGAUUGACCAUGCAACAGCCGAACACGGAGGUUCAUACCUGUGCUCCAUAUCAAACGUACUAGAAGAGACAUGGACUGAACCAGUCGAUGUUGACAUUGUGCAAACUGAUCAGCCCCCUUCUGCAGCAACCACAGCCACUGAUAAAGUUGCCCUACUUAUUGGCAACCUGAAUUACUCCAACCACCCUGGCUUGAUGGCCCCCAUUAUGGAUGUACAUGAGCUGGCCAACCUCCUGCAGCAACUUGGCUUCAGAGUGGUUUCUCUGCUGGAUUUAACAAGGGAGGAGAUGCUGGCCGCUAUUGACAAGUUCAUUCAGCUCCUUGACAGAGGAGUUUAUGGCCUUUUCUACUAUGCGGGUCAUGGGUAUGAGCGUGCUGGAAGAAAUUACUUGGUAGCUGUUGAUGCUCCACAACCGUACCGACCUGAAAACUGUGUCUGUGUGCAGAGGAUCGUUCUCAGCAUGCAGCAAAGACACACUGCGCUGAGUGUAAUCCUACUGGACACCUGUAGAAAAUGGUACAACCAGGAUUGCAUACCUUCAUACAUCAUGCCAUUGGGACCCAGUGGGAACACAGUUUACGGUUAUGCCACAUGUGAAGAUGCUGAGGCUUUUGAGGUCCAGGACGGAGGGAAAAGUACUGGAAUCUUCACUAAGUACUUGAAUGAGCACAUCCUACAGUUCGAGAAAGUCACACAUGUGUUAGAGAAGGUGUCUGAGGAUCUGGGCAGAGAUCCUUUAGUCACAGGCAAGCAGGUGGUGGAGAUCAAACACACCCUGAAAGAACCUCGAUCCCUUGCAGAUCCAGUUCGGACCACCGGCCACACAAGGGAACUACACCUGAGAGAUGCCUGUUGGAGACAAGCAAAUGAGCUACCACGGAGGAAGCGGCUGGUGUUCCUAUGCCGAGUAGAAGUGGAAGUCAGCUUCUCAGCUUUGUUCUCUAAUGUCUUGGUGGUGUUUGCCACUGUAAAGACACCAGGCCCCCGAACCCAGGACUGCACCGUCACUCUGAGUAGCAUGCCUCCAAUGGAAGACAUAUUUUCCGGCCCCGGCAGGUCAGAGGAGAUGGACUCUCUACUAUUUAAUAAAACUGAUAACCCAGACUGUACUCUGCGACUGUGUGCUCUUCAAAAGCUUACGGAAUCGCUGGUCAUCAAGGUGGAUCUACACUAUACUCACAUGGACAGUAAGCUGCGCCAGACAGAAAGCCAACAGAUGGACAUAGGAAAGCCUCUAAUGGCAUCCUGUAAACUGUACAGGAGGAAUCAUGCAUCAACAGCCAAGAAACAAGAAGGUGCUCCUGCUCAAAGUAUGGGCAACAUUUCAAGCAGCAAACCACCACUGCAACAGACUCCGGCUGGUCCAUGUCGUCCUUUCACCAGAAAGGCAGUGUGUGCUGCUAAAGUUGCAUUUCCAAGGAGCAACGAACCUGAAGAGAACGAUGAAAAUGAACUGCAAGACUUCACUCUUCGACAUUAGACAUGUACCAGUACCUAUUAUUGUAAAUACUAGUUUGAAAACUCACUGAGGUGAUUAGUAAUCACUGUGUUGCUGAUUUUUUUUUAUUUUUUAUUUUUUAAAUUUUUGUCUGUGGUUGGUGAUGAUGAAUGAGUGCGUGAAUGACUUUGUGUUCUGUUUGCGUUACCGGCCUUCAAUUCUUAGCUCAACACUGUAGAAACAUUAACACUUACUUUCAUUAUCAAUUGUACAAUACUUUAAAACCUUACUUUUUCAUCAGUGGCAAACUGGCUAGCCUAAUUUAUCUAUUAAAGACCAUUACUGUUAAUAAUUUAUGUAAUAAAGACUACUUUAAUCACUA
Molecule: messenger RNA, 2432 nt
Organism: Micropterus dolomieu (smallmouth bass)
Lineage: Eukaryota; Metazoa; Chordata; Actinopteri; Centrarchiformes; Centrarchidae
Gene: malt3
Product: MALT paracaspase 3
Exons: 15
Coding region: 131-2092 (653 amino acids)
Biological process (GO): proteolysis
Molecular function (GO): cysteine-type endopeptidase activity
Source: RefSeq, a predicted model, not a curated record